This is a messenger RNA of Caenorhabditis remanei, 1518 nucleotides long. RefSeq lists its product as uncharacterized. The record is from RefSeq and is a predicted model, not a curated record. NCBI's taxonomy places the organism in Eukaryota, Metazoa, Nematoda, Chromadorea, Rhabditida, Rhabditidae. Gene Ontology annotation, molecular function: monooxygenase activity; oxidoreductase activity, acting on paired donors, with incorporation or reduction of molecular oxygen; heme binding. The transcript is spliced from 9 exons. Bases 1 to 1518 code for a protein of 505 amino acids.
AUGGGGUUUGCCGUUUAUUUGGUUGCUCUUGUGAUACUUUAUGUUGGGUUCAACUUGAAAAAGAUUCUGAAAUUUGUGAAGGAGAGAAAAAGAUUGUAUGAGUUGAUGGAUAAAAUAGAUGGACCACUUGCGUUACCACUACUUGGAACAACUUUUCAAUUUAAAAUGGAUCCUGUCGAAUUUGCCAUGCAACUCUACAAUUGGGGUCUCGAAUACUCUGCAAAAGGAGCUUCUCUUGCCAAAUUCUGGAUGGGACCGUAUCCAAUGGUGAUCAUUUUGACUCCAGAGGCCAGUAAAAAAAUACUGGAAAGCAAUGUGUUGAUCAACAAAAGCAGUGAAUAUGAUAUAUUCCUUCCAUGGCUUGGAACUGGUCUUUUACUUGCAAGUGGAGAUAAAUGGAGAGGAAGAAGGAAAAUGAUGACUCCAUCUUUCCAUUUCAAUGUUCUUAUUGAUUUCCAAGCAGUUUUUGAUAAUCAGAGCAAGAUUCUACUGGAACAACUCGAAGAGGCUUUGAAGAAAGUAAAAGACAACACGAUUGAUGCUUUCCCUUAUAUCAAAAGAUGCGCUUUGGAUAUUAUUUGCGAAACUGCGAUGGGAACAACCGUCAGUGCCCAAACAAAUCAUACUCAUCCGUAUGUGAUGGCAGUGAAUGAAAUGAAUAGUUUGGCAUUUAAAUAUCAGCGAAUGCCUUGGCUUUGGAUCAAACCAAUUCGACAUUUAACUGGAUAUGAAGCAGAUUUCCAACGAAAUCUUGACAUCGUCACUUCCUUCACCAAAAAAGUUAUUGAAGAGAAACUGAAAGAACAUGAAGAAAAUGGAGGGAUUUCAGAAGUUGACAAGUCGAAAAAGGCGUUUCUUGAUAUGCUAAUUGAUAAAAAAGAGGAAGGUGGACUCGGGUAUGAAGAUAUUCGAGAAGAAGUAGAUACUUUUAUGUUUGAAGGACAUGAUACAACUUCAGCUGGAAUCGGAUGGUCUCUAUGGUGUCUUGCAAACAGUGCAGAAUAUCAGAAGAAGUGCCAUGAAGAAUUGGAUCAGAUUUUUGAAGGAUCCUCCAGAGAAUGUACUGUCGAAGAUCUCAAAAAGAUGAAAUAUCUGGAGAAAUGUGUAAAGGAAGCACUUCGAAUGAGACCUUCGGUUCCUCAAAUUGCAAGAUCCGUUGACGAAGAAUUUGAACUGGACGGAACAAUCAUUCCAAAAGGAUGUUCUAUUAUGGUAUCCCCAGCCUUCCUUCAAAAUAAUCCACGUACCUAUGCCAAUCAUGAAAUCUAUGAUCCAGAAAGAUUCAGUGAAGAGGAAAUCUCAAAAAGACAUGCAUAUGCAUACAUUCCAUUCAGUGCGGGUCCACGUAAUUGCAUUGGUCAAAAGUUUGCAAUGCAAGAGGAGAAAACAGUGAUCUCAUGGGUUUUACGAAAGUUCCAUAUUCACACAGACAUUGGAAUUCUGGAGAAUUUCCCACUUCCCGAGACAAUUACGAGACCAACGAUGGGAUUCCCAUUGAAAUUCACUGUUAGACAAUAA